Messenger RNA from Prunus armeniaca (apricot), 228 nucleotides. The record is from the annotation of a GenBank genome assembly. Lineage: Eukaryota; Viridiplantae; Streptophyta; Magnoliopsida; Rosales; Rosaceae.
AUGGAACCCAUCCUUCAAUUUUUGCAGAACCAGACACUACCUGCUAAUCUUGCAGAAGCGCGGCGUGUUCGCUAUCGCUCCGCUCGGUACUUGAUCAUCAAUGACGCUCUAUACAAGCAUGGCUUCAGUCUCCCCUACCUUCGAUGCCUGACUCUAGGGAAGGUAAAUAUUUCAUUUGGGAGAUUCAUGAGGGCAUCUGCAGCAAUCACUCAGACGCUCGCUCACUAG